Linum trigynum is the source of this 4877-nucleotide messenger RNA. The record is from the annotation of a GenBank genome assembly. Lineage: Eukaryota; Viridiplantae; Streptophyta; Magnoliopsida; Malpighiales; Linaceae.
GUUUAGUCAAGCUACUUCCUUACUCUUUUUAUUAGUCGAGCUAUUUGUUCAUCUCUUUUCAAUUGCCCUACUUCUAACCUCUCUGUGGGUUAGUUAAUCAUUACUCAUCCCAUUGGUAAUUAAUUAAAACCCCAAUAUGAACCAUAUAACCUAAGAGAACACUAUUGUUUGAGAAUUUAUUAACUUGAAUUGAACGAAAAUGUAAGCAUUGACUUGCAUAUACUAUUGUGAAACUAAAAGGAAUCUCCAAAUACGCCCGACAGUAACAAACAAAAUAUACUAAUAAUUUAACUUUUGUUAAUUGUUUAUGUUCUCUGAUCAGAUUUUGAUCCGGGUAUAAGCCUCUAAUUAAAUGUGGUUGGACAUUUGAAAGUGUUCCUUUCAGAACAUCCGAUUAAGAUGUCAUUAUACAAUAAUCGACCAUGAGUGAUGUUUAAAAAAAGAAAUGAUAAUGAAAUGGAUCAAUUGCUACUCAAAGCAAAAUAGCCAUGAAACAAAAACACUUUGCAGCUUAGUUUUAUUAUUAGUGAUAAUUAGUCUUCCCUUUUAUUUACACGUAGUUCAAUGAUUUGCAUGUUGGACACUUGGGAUAAGUUUGAGCACAAUUGAAAACAGAUGUCACCACCCCAAAUUUGUCUUCCUUCUCCUCUGCCUCUCCUCAAGACAACCGGCAACCCCAUUAGCAAGCAGCCAAGCACCCUUAAAAUCCAAAGACCACAUUUCAACACCUUCUGGGGAAACUUUUUCCUCUGAGAUAAAUUCCCCAAAGGAGAAAACCCAUUUCAACACCUUCUCCCGCAAUCCUUCUCAGUUCUUCCCCUUUAAAUAACAAAGACAAAACCAAAUUGCUCAUAAAACAACCCUUUCAAAAGCAUCAAUAUCAUUUCAGAACACACUUAAUGUUGAAAUGAGCUAACAGUUACCUUGCUUGGUUUUUUUUUUUCUCGCAGAUGAGAGUGGAGAGAUGUUGGACAGCCCAACUUUGAGGUGCGACUUGGCGGAGGAACCGUCGUCCUUGGAUUCAAUUUCGCAGAGAGGAGGACCCAUCAUCCACGGCUUCACAGUCCGCCAGCGUCCAUUAAGCGGAUUCAGGGUCUUUGGUCGGCGUUCAUUCGGUGGGUUCAGGGAUUCGGGAGUUGGGAGAAAGGAGGGAAUCGGGAUGGGAAAUCUUUCGUCGCCGCUGUCUUCCCGUCGGCGUCCAUUCAGCGGGUUCAAGGAGGAGGGGGAGAGAAAAUCAGGCAUUUUUGCGUUCAGUGGGCAAGGACUUGGGACUAAGGAGAUGGGAGUUGGGCAAAGAGCUCUCGAGAGGAGAGAGGAGAGGGAAGCCAUUCAGUGAUUUCGGGAGGUGGGAGAAAGGAAUAAUGGGGAAACCCACCAAUUUUGUUUUUUAAGGGUUCGACUGAUCAUGUACAGCUGUGUGUUUGUGAGCUCAUGCAUCUUUCAACUUUAAACUUAGAUCAAAGGCCGAACUUGGCCUACCCAAGAUAAAUGCACAUGAGUUCAUGUGAAUUAGUCCGCAGGCAAUCACCCAGCCCUAUUAGUGAACAGACAGAACAGUGAAACGCGCUUUUUUCGUAAGGAACAGUAAUUUCGGUUUAUGGUAAGUUUUGUCUACUUGUGGUUUAAUAAUUCUAACUAAUAAUAGUUUGUACAGUUUGUGAAAGAAAGGCUCUACUACACUGAGCUAUUGCUAAUCUAAUUGUACAGCAAACGUGUAUUGACGAUAAACGAGUUGAGUGUGAAGCGAAACAGUGCAAAGAUGAAGAGAGACAUGGGUUGCUGCUAGAGUUGGGUUGUUAUUGUUCAUCCAAACUUCAUCUUCUUCACACGUCUCCUCAAACUGGCAUGCAACGAUUCAAUGCACCUAAACUUUUUGAUUAAGAACUGAAUCAUUCUCGUAGACGACCCCUUAGUGAAAAUGUUUGCUGAUUGAUAUUUUGCAAAUAUGUGCUAUAGAGUAAUAAACCAGACUUCAGUAUUUCAUGAGUAAUGCAGAGAUCUACUUCAGUAUUUCAUGAGUAAAAAGCAAUUGCAUCUGUGCUAUUUAUUGUCAACACAACUCUUUUACAAUCCACAUCACUUUAAUUUCAUUCAUUCACAUGCAUUAAUGCAAUUAACUUGCAAUUGCAUGUGGGCGUAAAUUAUUUUUUUUAUAGAAUAAAAGGUUUAUAUGUUCAUUAAUUUAUCCAUACAUAAAAUAAAAUAAAUAGAAAAAAUUAAAUAAAAGAGAAAAAUUGGAAAUGAAAUUGCAUUUUAUGAAAUUUGUAUUAAUGCAAUUGAGACUUAUAUCCAUGCAAUUGGAAAUGCAAUUGCAUUUCAAUUGACACAUCACUUUGCAAUUCAAUAUGAAAGCUUUAUGUGGAUGCUCUAACCCACGAAGAGAUAGCUUGGAUUACUUUGACACAAAACAAAACUAAAGGACUAAUAGAAUAAUUAACCAAAAUGAUAUAAUUUAAACUAAAAUGAACUUCUUCAAACUUCUGUCUUCCCGCCUUCUUGCUCGAGCAACACGAGUUCAAUGUUAGUGUGUGGUAUAUGAUCCACGAUUGAACCUCUCCCAACAACUCGAGUUAUUGGGAUCAACUGGUUUAUGACAUGGUAUCCGAGUCUUUUGUUAUCGUGAGUUCUUCUGUUCGAUUCCCGGUGACCCCAUUUGUUUAUGUUAAGCAUACGGUGUCAGGACUUGUGCUUGUUCAAACUCCAAACCUAUCUGAAUGGUUUGAGUUUGAAGGGGGGUGUUAGUAAAUGGUAUAUGAUCCAAGAUUGAACCUCUCCCAACAACUCGAGUUAUUGGGAUCAAUUGGUUUAUGACAUGCUGUCAGAGCUGGUUUGGCCAAGUGGUCGUGUGUUCGAAUCUCUACAACCCCCAAUAUUAACAGUUGAUUAAAGCACAAGGUAUGGUGGACCUGUGCAAACUUCAAGCCCUUGUGAGUGACUUUUGUUUGAGGGGGCCUGUUAGUGUAUGGUAUGACAUGCGAGGACUGUGUAGCUGGGAGAAUGAGGGCUCAUGGUGGCAGCCGACGAGGCAAGAAGGAAACUUAGGUUUUCGGACUAGGUUUUUGAAUCAGACUCUGAUACCAUGUUGGUAAAUCAGAAUACGGUGGAAAACUAUUGUGUUAGUUUUCCCAACAUUCAAAUCUUGUCCACCAAGUUACCAAACAAUCCCUUUGUCCUUCCUAUGAAAACCCUAAAUACUUCACGUGAAAAGGCAUUUGCUUCAUCCCUAUUGCCUACAAUCCCUGAAAAUUCCUCCCUUCGUGUACCAUAAACAUUUUUGUGCCCGUACAACCAAUUUUUUCACAUGGAACAUGAAAGCCUUUUCCGUUUAUUAACUAAUAACGUUCAUUCCUUUUGCUAAAUUUGGGGUUUGGUUUUUAUUUCAGGCAUAAAUAAAAGAAAGCAGCCCAUCAACUAAUCAGAAAGAAAAAAAAAAACGAUGGCACGCACUAAUGAUUGGCUGCCGUCGACGCGCUCGAUCGGGAGUGGAAACCCACGCUCCUCUCCGCUCGCCUUGCCUGCUGCUUGAGCUGAAGUUUGCUUAUUUACAUUCCCCGAGAGCACGUGUCAACGCGUCAGGCAGAGCUGGUCACACAUCCACGUGGCAAGUUCCUACAGGUAAAAAAUCAUUGAAUCCCAGCCGUCCGCUGCUUCCGCCGGGAGGCCGACUUUGUCACUGUAUGACCGUUCGUGGAAGUUAACACAGCGAGGGGGAGAAGGAGAAGAAGGAGAAGAAGAAAUUAUUAAGGAAAGAAAACCAAAGUCUUUUUUAUUUGUUUUGUUUUUAUACAUUCAGCUUUAGAUAGAGAGAGAAUGGAAGAAACCCCACAAUAACACACACAGACAACUCUUCAUUCCUGUAGAGAGAGAGAGAGAGAGAGAGGGAGAGGGAAGCUCUCCCUUUUAGUCCUUGGGGCAUCACAAGGUAUUGCGGCCUACCCAUAUGGAUUCUUGUUGGAAAAAUCGAAUCUUUCCACCCUUUUUUUCUUAGUUCCCCUUGUUGGAAUUUCAUCUUCUUCUACUGUUGUUGUUGAUCUCGGUUCUGUUUCCCUUUUCUUCUUUCCCCUUGAAAGCUUUCUAUUACGGCUCCCUGUUUCCCGGUUUCAUGGUUGAAACUGUAUAACUGUCAUUUCAGCAGCCCUUUGGUUGUCUAGGGUUUAUUAGAUUAUGGGGCUUUGGAGGGGAUUAGGCUUUCUUUCUGGGUUCUGGAGGGCUGUGUGGUUCUUGGUUGUAAUUGGGCUGUCUUUCCUCGAGUCUUCUAAUUGUGUGGCUCUGAAUUUGACAACCUGGGAACUGUUGACUUCUGUUCCUUUUUCUGUUCAUUUGAGGAGCUGGGAGUGGGUUUUCUGUUUUUGGGUUAACGAUUGGCUUACAUAUGAAUCUUCUCUUCCUCUCUCUAUCUCUCUUCGGGUGGCUCUUUCUUGUGUAUUUCUUGAAAAAAACUUAAUUUCGAUCUUGUUCUGGUAAAAUGGUAAUUGUCUUCAAAGAUCAUUCUAUAAUGUUCUUCUGUAGAGAAAUAGGAAUCUUCAUUGCCUAUCUGUUUGUUCUUGUGAAUUCAUUGUAUUUCACAGGGAAAGAGUACAUGUUGACCGAGUUCUGUAACUGCUGUCUGCUCAAUUUUAGCCCUUUUCAUGCAAGAGAUAGUCUUUCUGAGUUGGUUGACUUUGUAAUUAGCUGGACAAUUGGAGGCCUAAUUGUGUUUUCAUUUUACAUUAAAUCUCUGUUCGUUUCUGCUACAAAGAUUAUCAUUACACAGUUCCUUGUUUGGCAUGUUAACAAAGUGGACCUGGUUGUAUCAUAUGCUCUUUUUAUUUUACUUGUUAUAUUUGGAGUCUACUUGAUUUCUUGAUGAUCUUGUAAAUUAAAAAUCCUUGAUAUAC